AAACAUCUUCGCAGUUUGAAAAUCCUGAUCUUGAAACAUAGUGUUUUGGCAACCAAUUGCAUGGAUACAACUGUAUGUGCUAUCCAAAAAAAACAGUUGACUGGUGAAGCUGUUUAUCGUUAUGCUGGUGGUAUUUAUCAGAUCACGCUGAUUGCGUAGUUUCGCUUCGAUGUUGCAGCGUCAAUGUCGACAUUUUGGGCGACAUGCUCGAAAUUUCCACUUGAAUUAUUUCAAUGCACGUCGAAAUAUCCCAAUAAGGCAUGGGUUGGCAAUUGACCACGGGUGCCGAGCACUUUCUUUGACAGCAAGGAGAGAUAAUUCCAGAUCUAAGGUUAAUAGUGCUAAAAGAAAUACGCCCAUUGAACUGACGGCGUCUGGAUUGGCUGGGUGUUUAUACAUCGAUGGUGUUUUGGAUGGUGUCAAACACCACCAGAAAGAGAAUGGCGACAUCUCCGAUGAUUCCCUUUUCUUGACGCUGAGGAGGCUCUCUCAGCUAAAGGAGUUUCAUUCCAAAGCUUCGUGGAAGGCAACUUGUGAAGGGAAGAAUGAGGAAGAGGUUAUUGUUCUCAAGCAAGGUGUUCGAACAGCACUUGGAGAAUGUGACGCGGGGAGACUGCACAGCUUAUUUUCACUUUGCCAAGAGCUGGAAUGGCUUGAAAGAAGCGAUCAAGACUUGAUCGCGCCUCUCACCAAGGCGUUUUCGCGCUUGUUCUUGACUGAAGCCAAAUCUACAGAGGAGCUCAAGUCUAAACGGCAGCAGUUGCAUCUAUGCAUGUCCUGGCCAAAGGAGAUCCUAUCAGAGCUGUGUGCGAGUGUUGACGUGCGCUCGCUCAGCCAUGCAUCGCUUUGCUCCCUGGUGGAUGUGUUUGCCCCAGUGCGCGCCGACGCCGAUAUCAAAACGCUCAAGGCCAUCUCCGAGGCGGUGGUCAAAGCGAGCCAGACUGCUACUGGUCCAGAUCAGAUGGCCAUGUUGGAGUGUCUGUGCAAGCUAGAGCUCUGGGAUCAAGCUGAAAAGUGCCUCACGGCACUCCAGCGCACUAUGAAACAGCAACAGGUGGACGGCGACACAAUCAAGUUGGUGCAACAUCUUAUGCCACACCGCAAGCGCCCUGCCGUCAAUGCCGCUGUCAAUUACCUGUUACACCAGACCACGGACUCGAAGUUGUCAAUAGCCGACUUCUAUGAUUUCCGAGCGUGUCAAGUGGAAUACGGACUUGCUGACUUUAAACACGUCCAUACUGAAUUUUAUCAUGCAGCGCAGGGCCUGAUUCACUCUCCAUCAACUGCUACCGAGGAAAACAUCGCCGCAUUGCUAAGAUUGGUAUUCGUUCCUUUUCAGUUUGCGGGGAAUCAACCAAAUAGUGACCACCUGGCAACUGAAAUUCAUAAGCUGCUGUCAUCUCCAGAAGCGGACACAAAGUAUAGCGUUCACACGCGACUCGCUAUGUUUAUUUCUACAAUACAUCUGCAGCGCGGCAGGCUGGGCACACAGAAACUCGACCAGGCCAUGUACAACAAGCUACUGCCAGAAAUUCGCGAGCAUCUCGUUGAUUUGACGAACGCUCAGCUGGCUUUGUUUGCGUACAAGGUUCUUCCCGUCUUGCACAAACAUAACAACUUGGUUGCAGAGCGUUGGCAGUGUGUUGCCAUUGCGCAGAAUCGCAUCGACGGACUCAGCCUCAGCCAGCUGACGAACAUUCUCUUUGGCUUGCUCAGAGUCGAGACCAACUUGAGCCAGGAAACCUUGCGUGCAUUCCUCCGCCGUGCCGCUGAAGCAUGCAAAGAAGAGCCAUUUGAGUCCACAGUACAAAGCCUCUGCACUCUUGUUGAUGUUCUCGGUUGGAUCAGUCGCAAGGGCCAGUCAGCAUUACCGAUUGUAGAGUUUUGCGCCUCCGCUCGUGAUGCCGUGCUGCACGUGGUGAGGUCGACAAUGGCUCAGCACAAAACGAGGCGUUACAUCAGCCUUUCUAUACUGAACCAAGGCCUCCGUAACCUGCAAGUCCUGGACCCAGAGCUGCUGGAAGGUGCUGUCGUAGCUAUGACACCAGUGCCCAAACUGCUUUUCGAAAGCGACGACGUGCAUCUUCUGGUGAACUUGUAUGGUAUAUUUAGUCACUUCGGCAUCUUCACCGAGUUCGUUCAGGAUGUCUUUUCACUGAUGGAAGGAGAUUUGCAACUAUUCCUUCGAAAAGCAUCUUUGGAGGAUCAAGUGUGCCUUGCUUAUGACUGCCUGUUAUUCAACCUUGUGCCGAAGGAGUUACUCAGGACAUUACUGAUGGACAUGAAUCUUACACAGCUUCUCAAGCUGAGCAGUCUCGCUCAGUUAAAGGUGCUGUACUUCAGCCUGUACCUGUCAUCUUUCUACCCGCAUGUGGAGGUUAACAAGAAACUCCUGAAGCUGGUGAGAGCGCUUACUUUCAGCCGGUAUCUGGAUCAGCUGCGAAUUGCCCAUUUCCACGGCUGGCUGUCCGAGGUCGGGCCGCGCAAGGUCAUUGCUGCCGCCCGCAGCCUAGUCCCUGAUAAGUGCGUGCUGAGCUACGUUGCCCUGGAGACGGGCGUGGUGGAGCUGCUGGGACUGGUGCUGAGGCCGGACACGCUGGAUGCAGUGCCCUGGGAUCAUCCCGAGAUCAUUCAACACUGCAGUAUGGUUAUCACCGGCCACACUGGCGGCGGUGGCAAAGGAGAGAAGGCCAACGAGCCAGCUGCCGCUGACAUGUCGGCAAGCCAGCACCGAGACGACUUUGUCUCCGUCUGCCUGCAGUCGCCGUUCGACUCGCGCUCUACGCAUUGCGUGCGCGUGAACGCCGCGACGCUGCGGGAGCGAGGACUGCGUCCGGUCUUGUUCGGCUUGGUGCCGGCUCACAACAGUGCCGCUAACAGCAACCUCGUUAUCGGGCCCGGAGUGAUGCUGCAAAAUGCUGCGCGCGUCGAAGGGUGGGAGACUGCGAUUGUGUUCACCGAGGAACUUUCUGGCCGUCCGAUCGAAGACAUGGCUAAAAUAAUGAAAAAGAAACUGGACCUCGCUCUUGAGUGGGAGACGGACCGCAAGGUGUGGCAGCGUGAUGGUCUUCUCUUCGUUGGCUGAGUUAGUUUGUCGGUCAGUCAUCGCUUCUGUUUUCCCCGUUUAAUGGCUCGCGGGACGGCACAUGUGCCCUGUGACCGUACCGUCUACCCGAGUGAUGAAUCAAGCCUGAGGAGACUUGGUCAGUUUUUGCCAACGUCCAUCCCGGCCUCUACUAUACAUGUACACACUGUGGGUAGUAGUGGUGAUGUAGAGACUGCGCUGCCGUGCAUGUCUUAGCGCUCUUGGAGUUUCACUAUUUCCGCAGCGGCAAGCAGUUAGUUUCCUUUGUCCUGCGACAGUGACCGUCCGUGCAUGUGCGCGUGUGCGAGUCGCUCUCAUAGCGAUGUGAUUGUUGUGUCACGCUGUGUCAUGAAUCACAACCUCGGUACUCGCCCUGUUUCCCGGAUCACAGUGUUCCGCAGUGCCUCUAGCAUUGUCUGGACAUUGCCUCUGGACAAGACUGCCAGAUUUCCAAUUUACACUUUCUUGUACCUUAUACUAGGGGCUAGUAGCUCUUCCAGAUUUCUUAUGUCUUAGGCCGUUCACUGCGAUGUUGUUGAAGGACAUGUCAGAUACUAAAAUAUAAUUGUAUUUGUUCAGUCUGCAAGGCUGUUGUUCUGAUUACUCUUGUUGAGCUAUACUUGACUAGUCCUCAUGAGUUGUCGACUCACUACUCUCAUGCAGCAUGUUGCUAUUGUGAGUCGUGCCUGUCUUGGGAGCUGGAUCUCUGUUUCGAA
This is a messenger RNA of Sycon ciliatum, 3801 nucleotides long. RefSeq lists its product as uncharacterized. The record is from RefSeq and is a predicted model, not a curated record. Bases 170 to 3085 code for a protein of 971 amino acids. The transcript has 3 exons. Lineage: Eukaryota; Metazoa; Porifera; Calcarea; Leucosolenida; Sycettidae.